Messenger RNA from Danaus chrysippus (African queen), 552 nucleotides. NCBI's taxonomy places the organism in Eukaryota, Metazoa, Arthropoda, Insecta, Lepidoptera, Nymphalidae. The record is from the annotation of a GenBank genome assembly.
AUGGUGUUGACCGCCGACAUCCAUUUACCAGAAGAGUCCGAAUUGACCGUGGAAGAAAUCAAUCUGUCCACUGCUACUUUGCGAGCUGGGUCCUUUCAUCUAGGAAAAUAUUGCGAGCAAGCUAAUAAUGAGUUCAUGUUGUGUCGUUUCGAGGAAAACGAUCCUCGAAAGUGUAUCAACGAGGGUAAAGCAGUCACAGCCUGCUCUUUGGAGUUCUUCAGGAAAGUAAAGAAAGCCUGCCUCGCUGAAUUCAACCAAUACACUAAUUGCAUCGAUAAAAUAAAACCUCUGUAUACAUUUUCAAUAAUAAUUAAUAUUGUUUUCAGCUGUCGUAAAACUCAAGGUGUGUUUGAUAAGUGUAUGCUGGAGAACUUGAACCUUGAACGUCCACCCUUCGGUUACUUCUGUGAGGCGCGAGUUCAUGAAACUAAGAGACCGAAACCACCAGUUGAAGAAAAGGCUGUAUACCCAGAUGCUACACCAGGCUUGCCCGAGAAUGCUGAGAAGCAUCCUGCAAGAUUUGGCUCAAGAUUCUACUGGAUGACCGAAUAA